This is a messenger RNA of Hyaloperonospora brassicae, 6324 nucleotides long. The record is from the annotation of a GenBank genome assembly. Lineage: Eukaryota; Oomycota; Peronosporomycetes; Peronosporales; Peronosporaceae.
AUGACCUCGUGGGCGGCUUUGAACGUGAUCAGUCCGAGCGCCGCCCGAGACAGCCGCGCGGCGCUCGAGCACGCGACCGACGAGGCUCAGGAUGCAGAGCAAACGGCCAUGUACGAGCACGCGCUGCGCUGCCAGCAGCGGCACGAGCACGCCACCGCCAAGACGGUGUACUUGGCGCUCCUUCACAGCACCUAUCGCGCGCCGGACCGGUUGGCCUACUUGUGCUAUAAAAACCUCGCGAGUAUGGAGUAUGAGGUGCAAUCAUUCGAAGACGCGCUGCCGUCGUUCAGCAAAGCGCUGUCGCUGGACGCAACGGAUGUGGUCGUGUGGUACCACAUGGCUACAUCCGCCGUCGAAACUGGCAAGUUGUGGCUGGCCCGCAGGACACUGGAAGAAGGGUUCAAGGUGGACGCGACGUACUGGCCGCUGGUCGAGACGCUGGCGCUCGUGCUGCACGUGCUGCGGGACGAACGCGCGUACGAGCGCGUGGCGCAGUAUCUUCGAGAGCAGGACCCCAAGUGCGCUGUCGUGCGAGUGAUUGACUCAGUGCGGUGGUCGGACGUUGCGCUAGAGACGGAGAGGGGGCUGAAGAUGCUGACAGCGUCGCAUGCUGACAAGUUGUUGCUAAGACGAGCACUUGAGAGACUGCGGCAUGUGCAGGAGAUUGUCGAGCGAGGGACGAAACGACGGCGAGAGCUAGAGGGAGCGAGGGAAGACAGGAGGAGGAAGAAGAUGAAACGAGGGAGGACAUAUACGUUGCUGCAGGCGUCGUGGACGAAGCUGGGCGAGCUGCUGCUGGAAGCUUUCGACGAGAUAUGUCGAGACGUCGAGGCCCACGUGUUGCAGACAGAAGUGGAGAUCCGAGUUGGAUUUUGUGAUGUUCAGGCCCAGCGUGAUGCAGCUGAAGGAGCUGAAGGAGCCACGGAGAAGGUGGAUAAGGAUUUGAAGAUAUCUGAGGACCUGCCGCUGAAAGAGGGCGUGCAGCUGAAAGAGUCGGUAGAAGUCGCUGCUGGUGCGGUUGUUGAGGCUUCGUUGUUGACAGAGACUUCAGAUAAUGAUACUCAGGACAGCGGUAAGUACACGAGCGAAGUGAUGUGGGAUCAGCCUAGACGACGAAAGUCUCGUCGGCACGAAAAACGGCUGUGGCAAGAGCAAGUUGCCGCGGUCAAAAGAGCUCGUGAACAAGACUUGGCAUAUCGCUUGCGAGCUUUUCUUCCGUCGAAAACGGGGGGUGACGAUAGAAAGGCGAUGCCAGAAUCGGUCUUGAACGAGUGGGUCCCUCCGCUAAAUGUCGAACACGUCGAUGGAAAGUUUUGCAUUUCAAAUACGAAGAAGGAAGUGCUCACCGAAAUGAAAUCCUUUACGACAUCUACAGGGAAGCCUACGAUUCGUUCUGAUCAAUCGUUUCCAUGGACAUAUUCCCGGAUUCAGACAGCACAAGAGAUGCCACUUCGAGCAGAAGCUGUGACAGCGAGGCAGAUUGCAUCUUUUAUCACUGAAAACGAUGGUGGGAAUGUGCGGUCUAGUGUAAUAGUUGACUGGGUGCGACAGUACCUCAAUCAAUGCGGCCAAUGGUCGCUAUCACACCUUGGUGGUGAUGACGGAGAGAUCCACAAAGUCUGUGCAUGGCUGGAAAGAGCAUUAGACGGAGAUUUGGAUAUUGCCACAUCAGUGACUACCGCACGGCCAAGUGUCAUCAAUGUUGCUGAUCACUCUCUCAUUCAAAAUAGUCGCUUCGCGAGAAAUGGAUUAUCACCUAGCGCUCGUCUUUUUCUGCUGGAGCUUCGUUUCGAUGCGCUUCUGCAGCAGUCCAUUCGUGGCCGAAGAGGACGUAAAGUAAAAACGCUGCUGGAGACCCAGCUGGCUCAAGCCGAAAGGCUUUUGUUUGAGUUCGGUUGGCUGGAAGACGCAGAAAAUGCAGUCUAUGGCCCUUGCAGAGGUGAGCUUUCGCGAUUGCUUUGGCUUCUAGCGCGAAUGCACGAGCGAUGUGGAAAUCGUCGAAUGGCUCAGCACUACUUUGUGCAGUGCAGAGAGAAACUAGUAGGUCUCAACAACGAAGGCGACGAAAGUGCAGGUCUCCCUUUUCGACUGUAUUUACCUAAUCAAAGCGCAGGCCGCGCAAUUACGUUGGAGCAGUUAGACGAGAACAUAUCAGGACUGCGGCUUUCUGACGUGUAUUCUGAAGCUCGAGGCUUUUUUGAAGCUGGAAACUACGAUCACGCGGCGUCGGCUUUGUUAGAGCACUUCUUCCCUUGCGAUCAAGAGCCGCGCGUAACGGAUUUCCUGAACGAAUUUCGAUCUGACGACGACGAGCUUUCUGCAGCUAGUGGAAGCGAUAAGCUUUUUGAAAUGAUGCUCACUUCGCUUGGACAAAGCUCCAUGUAUUCUAACGAGGACUCGAUAUUGUUUUUGCUGACAACUCUGUAUCAUGUGAUCGAGUUUUUGGAUCGCUCUGCUGUGAAGAAGGAGCUCGAUUUGAGCACCAAUGUGUCUGAUAAAGCAUGCACGAAUGCUUUUUCGACAAUGAGCUUCUUGCUGACGCAGCUCACCCAAGAUGAGCUUAGGCAUCUCACAAACACUGACCACCUGUUGUUGCUACGUGGCUUAUGCGUAAAAUGUUUGGAGCCAUCAAUAUUGUUUCGUUUUGAUUCCCCGAAUACGAUUCUGUCUAUGAUACGUGUUGCAUUGGAAGUCGAUGAAGAAAGGGCAUCGGAAACACACGACAUUGGUGUUAGUGUGCAGCGAACGAUUGGAGUAGAUGCCAUGGCUCGCCUAUUGUACGUGAUUAGAUCCCUGUCAGGUGACGAUUUUCGGGGCUUGUUGGCGUCAGUACCGCACCCAGCUAAGAGAAAGCUAGCGCGUCGUGACCGCGUUCGAGUAGUCGUCAUUGAGCUGCUACGAUUUUUGAAUCGAGCCUUUCGUGAUGGUGGCGAGAUUGUGUUGCUAUUUCCAUUGCACAAGCGGUCUGCUUUGAUGGACUUAUGCAGCAUAUUGAUGAAGGAAGAAGAAGAAAAGGUAGCGCAAAGUGAUAGCAAAACGCCGAGGCAGAUGUUUGGCAAUGGAGCCAUUUUGUUCUUGCAGUUGUAUGAAAGCCUUUCACGGCCGAAAUCAACAACGUUGCCGACGCAAUUAGUAGAGCUGAUACAUCUCCUCCACAUGAGGCUUGGGCAGUAUGGCAUUUGCGGCCUUGCUUACUUGUCUGACAUUACUCCUGCUGGAGAUUUGCGAAAGUGCUCGUGCUUUCUCGAAACAUGUGCGGUGCUGCUGAGCAAGUGUGUACAACAAGGACACUUUCGGGACGCUGAAAAAUGUGCAAAGACGUCAGACACGGACAUUGACGGACAAGAUGAGGCAGAGGCAGGUCUGAGGGAAGACGGAGUCAAUUUCGAGCGUGAGCUAUGCCAGUGCUAUCGUUGUUUGUACGAUGUGCAUAUAUUGCCCGGAUGCGAUGACCACAAGACAGGGGCCACCUUUGCUUCACUCCACGACGCUAAGUUGCCUACCAAACACGAGGACGCGAUGCGGCUCAUUCGCUUCGCUGUACCGGUGCUUUUGGCUACAAAGGCGAAAAACAAUGGGCAAAAGAAGGAACGACUGAAGUUGCUUUACGCAUUGCGAGACGCUCUUUCCGACUCCGACAUCGCUGCUCUCGUCGCGCAACCAGUCAAUAUAUCUUCCUCCUUGCAAGCAUACUUGGCCCCGAGAGGCCUGUUGCGGGAGGACGCUACGCCACCAUUUUCACUUGAUGCCGGCAGCAUCUUGGAAAAAGCACCAGAUGAAGAGUGCGUUAGUCAUUUGUGGUAUUUGCUGGGUGCCAAUUACAUUCUUGGGCGGGUCAAACGACGAGGGAAGCUUGAGGAGCUAAUAGAAUUCGAGCAACGAGUACAAGAGCGAGUGGAAUGUCUGACAAAAGAUGUUUUGUACUGUCACCCAGACCGAGUAGACACAUGGAUGCACUUGGGAAAGACGAUGAAGGAAUUGUAUCAUGCUGCAACAGAUGCAUUUGCAGCUACACUUGGACAAAAGCUACGAGUCCAAGCAGUCCAGUGGUAUACGAGCAAGAAACUUGAUUUGGACGUAGAGCCUUUGCAAGGACAAUAUACUCGAAGUAAUUUGGACGUGUAUUCAUUUCAAAAUGUCGUUCUGCAGUGGGGCUUGUUCAAAAGGCUGAAGUCCUGGCAAGGUAGAUUUGUCGAUCUACAGAAGACGGGCGGCAAGGUUUCAUCUCCGGAGGAUUCGAACGAGAAGAUGAACGAUGACGAUGCCCGAGACCAGCUUUAUCGAAGCGAGGCUCCUAUUGAAGAGUACGCUACGAUCUAUAUCUUCCAAGUGGUUGAGUUUGCUAGGCGUUGUUUUGAUAUGGCUGCGCAACUGGCCGGCGGGGCUGCUAAGAAACAGUACCCACGGCAGUUUGGCAAGCACGACAAGGCUGCCAGCGAUGCCGUGGGUGACGUGAACAUCCUCGAUGGAGAGCUAAAUAGCUCACGGCGCAUCGUUCUCGAGUGUAACGAAGAGUGCGGUUUGCUGCUGUUUAAUCUCUUACAAGAAUUUUCGUUGAUCAAGGAGAUGAACGAUGAACUUUUUCCGCUCGAGUGGUAUUCGCGUUUGAUCGACAAGACGCUAGCCUAUUUUCAAAGAGGGUGGAAUUUGUGCUCACUCAAUGAAAUUGCUCACGAAGAUCAUUUCCGUCUACAAUACAUGAUUGGUAAAACGUUGAAAAAGAGACGUUGGUGUGAGCUUCGUCAACACAAUCGAUCUGACCCAGAGGCGCUAUCAACAGCAAAAGAUGUGGCAAGUUGUUACUCAAGAGCUGAGUCAGCUCGUGAAGUAGAAGACAGGGAACACGCUCUUGUCCAUGCGUUCCACUCUCUACAAGCGCUGCGAAUAGAGCUUACAACAUGCGAAGCGCCGUCCGUGUCGGCACUCCGCUUGGUUUGCAGUCAUUUCUACGAAGGGAUGGAAAAAGGAGCUGAAGAAGAAGAGAAUGAUGGAAGUGUGGCAGGCGCCACCUCUUUCCAACAAAGCGAUGAAGAGAAUAGCAGACAGGAAGAGAUAGCGUUGACUACUCCGGAAACUGUCGAUCAAUGCACCACUGCGGCUCCUGACACCAAUUGUGCCAACUCUGCUAAGAAGGAUGAAAUAUUAGCACUGCUGACGGCUGCUGAAGGUAACGAUGCGGUCCGUGAGCUGAACGUCACGCUCGCACAGGGUUGGCUUGUGCUGAAUAUUAUUGAGGCCCUGGAGUCGAUUCCGGAUGAGGAUCGGUAUUUCCAUCCCUCGCGGUAUAAGCUCGCGCGGAUCGUGUAUUGGUUGUCACCCUUUUACUCGGCUGUGGAGCAGAGCGAAUACAAAGGCGACAGCAUCGAUGCCCUCCUCGAUGCCGUGCGGGCGUACCAUCGUAAAGACAAAGUCGAGGGCUUCUGUGUGGCGGCUGCACGGGCGCUGAAAGAAAUGGCUCCGAUUUUUGACAAACGACGUCCCCAGAUUGUAGCGAUUUGGUUCUCGGAGUACAUUCCGAUCGCGAAGAAAUUUGAAGAACUGAAGCAGCGACAAAUGAAGUAUGACUACUACCGUCUCAAGUACUGGCGCUUUUUUAUUGCGUUGCUUGAGGAAAACGCAGAGUACGGAAGGCUGAAGGAGGUGGGGACCUGGUUGCUAGCGUGCAAAGAAGAUCACGAUGUGAUUGAUAUCAUGCUCGGCAUUCUGCUCCAUGCGCGAGGUCAGGUGCUUCGACCGCGUCUACUAGAGGUGCUGGACCACGCAGAGAGCGUUGGUAUUGGACCAGGAAUCGACGCGGCGUCGCAGGCACAUUUACUUGGCGAGGACCGUUUGGCCAGGGAAGUUCUCCAGGAACUGGCCAAAGCUUACACUUACUUCUUGGAAGUGUUGAAUGCUCAGCAACGACUGACACGUGUCAUGGAUAACUGCGGGUUGUUGCUUGAGAAGGCUGAGCUCUCAGUAGCUGCGCUGUUUUUUGUAGGUGUGAUGAAGUGCCCAUCGGAGAUGGUGUUGCUACAAGAGGACGCAGCGAUCGCGGACCACGAAUUUCGAACCAACGUCUCAGUGCUCAAGGGAGCUCUUUUUCGGCAUGAAUUGCCUCCCCGCAUCUACGACGCCCAGGGUCAAGAAGCGUGGGAGGUUUACUCUACUGCUGCACGUUCGUUCUGUGAGAAAAAGUGGCCCGAGCGCUUGGGCAAGAGCAAGUCCGUGAAAAAGCUGUCGCGGCCAAGGACUAUUGGUACUGUUACAUCAGCGCUUGCCGACAGCAGUAGUAGCACUUUUGCAAGCGCAAGUGAAGCUCGACCGGAUCAAGUUUGUGACUGA